CCGACGCGAGCGCGGCGGACCAAGAUGGCGGUGCAGGUGGUGCAGGCGGUGCAGGCGGUGCAUCUGGAGUCGGACGCCUUCCUGGUGUGUCUCAACCACGCUCUGAGCACCGAGAAGGAGGAGGUGAUGGGGCUGUGCAUCGGGGAGCUCAACGACGACACCAGGAGCGACUCCAAAUCUGCAUAUACUGGGCCUGAAGUGCGCACCAUUGCUGAAAAGGUGGACACCGUGAGAAUCGUUCACAUUCAUUCGGUCAUCAUCUUGCGACGCUCUGACAAGAGGAAGGACCGGGUGGAGAUCUCCCCCGAGCAGCUGUCCGCGGCCUCCACGGAGGCAGAGAGGUUGGCUGAACUAACUGGCCGUCCCAUGAGAGUUGUGGGCUGGUAUCACUCUCACCCUCACAUCACGGUGUGGCCUUCCCACGUCGAUGUCCGCACACAGGCCAUGUACCAGAUGAUGGAUCAAGGCUUUGUGGGGCUUAUUUUUUCAUGUUUCAUAGAAGAUAAAAACACAAAGACUGGCCGGGUGCUGUACACUUGCUUUCAGUCCAUCCAGGCCCAAAAGAGCUCAGAGUACGAGAGAAUUGAGAUCCCCAUCCACAUCGUGCCUCAUGUCAGCAUUGGCAAGGUGUGCCUGGAGUCGGCCGUGGAGCUGCCCAAGAUCCUGUGCCAGGAGGAGCAGGAUGCAUACAGGCGGAUCCACAGCCUUACACAUCUGGACUCAGUGACCAAGAUACACAAUGGCUCAGUGUUUACGAAGAACCUGUGCAGCCAGAUGUCAGCGGUCAGCGGGCCUCUCCUGCAGUGGUUGGAGGACAGACUGGAGCAAAACCAGCAGCAUUUGCAGGAGCUGCAACAAGAAAAGGAAGAGCUUCUGCAAGAACUUUCUUCUCUAGAGUAACGCAGCAGACAAGACAGGUAACCACGGAUGCACGAGCGGCCUGAGGACGUGAGAAGCACGAGCCGAGGGAGCCCGACUCCUACAGCAGCCACAGGCGUUGCUUUUCUCUUCCUUUUCCUUCUUUCUCUCCAGAUCACUGCUAGUCCAGAACCACCUGUACAGAGUCACCUGGAGGUCAAACUUCUUAUCUGGGAGUGGGAGCCAGAAAUCUUCAUGAACCCCCAGCCCAUGCCAACUUUGCCACCCACGCUCCCAGCACAUGGAAGGGCACCGUCUCCUCUCUCGUCUCCCACUGUUGUCAUAUAAAAUUAAGCCAAAUUGACUCUGAAGAGGAAACACCUGGAGGACUGUCCUGCCCUGGCCGCAGUCACGACAGUGACCUCGACAAAGGUGCAGAAGCGAGGCAGAGGCGGGAGGCCUUCUCCCCUGGGGGUGCCGGGUGAAUAGGACAGUACAGGUGAAAAGUGAGCCCUCACCUAAACUUCAUACCUUACGCCAAAAUUAAUUCACAAUGUAUCAUGGACUUGAAUGCGAUGUGUAAAACUAUGAAAGUUCUAGAAAAAUUCACAGGGGUAUCCGCAGAAUCUUGGGCAACAUGCUCUUGGCCUUCAUCCCAAAAGCACAACCUUAAAAUGAAAAGGGUGAUAUAUUUGAGUUCAUCAACAUCAAAGACUUUUGCUCUGCAACAAUUUUGAGAAAGCAAGCUAUGGACUGAGAGAAAUCACUUGCAGACCAUGGGUCUGGGAGGACACCAGAUGCGCCUACCGUGGACACGCAUCUUACACGUUGUUGGUGAGAGUGUGAGUGAAAGGCGUUUGAAGUGUCUCGUCAAGUGAAACACACACCCUUAACCACACGCCCAGCAGUUGUACUCUGUACACAUCCCAGAGACAUGGAAGCCUGUCUUGGCUCAAACACCGGGACACGAAUGUUUUUAGCAGCUUAUCUGUAGUGGCCGCAGAGCGGAAGCAGCCCGCCACCCUGCAGCUGAGCGCGGUGCGUGGCCCCACCGUGCAGCCAUGGGCGGCUCCUUCGCAGGGAGGAGGACUGGCAUGCGAUGCACACGACGCACACAGGCGCAAGGUCAGCAUACGACCGCACUUACUGACAUUCUUCAAGUGGCAAAAUCACGGAUAUGAGCACAUAGUGGUCGCAGGGGUGGGGCCGGAGGGUGGGACACCUGUCUCGUGCACACCCCUAAUGUGAAUGCACGUGAAAUCUGGUGAAACUCAAUAAAGUCUGGUCUA
Molecule: messenger RNA, 2147 nt
Organism: Talpa occidentalis (Iberian mole)
Lineage: Eukaryota; Metazoa; Chordata; Mammalia; Eulipotyphla; Talpidae
Gene: BRCC3
Product: BRCA1/BRCA2-containing complex subunit 3
Exons: 11
Coding region: 25-900 (291 amino acids)
Biological process (GO): double-strand break repair
Cellular component (GO): BRISC complex; BRCA1-A complex
Molecular function (GO): cysteine-type deubiquitinase activity; polyubiquitin modification-dependent protein binding; metallopeptidase activity
Source: RefSeq, a predicted model, not a curated record